Molecule: messenger RNA, 1410 nt
Organism: Brettanomyces nanus
Lineage: Eukaryota; Fungi; Ascomycota; Pichiomycetes; Pichiales; Pichiaceae
Exons: 1
Coding region: 1-1410 (469 amino acids)
Biological process (GO): attachment of mitotic spindle microtubules to kinetochore; meiotic chromosome segregation; kinetochore organization
Cellular component (GO): kinetochore; Ndc80 complex
Molecular function (GO): protein-containing complex binding
Source: RefSeq, a predicted model, not a curated record
AUGCCCCGACCUAGCUCCAUUUACCGGUUUUCUAAGGUUCCGGCAUUCAGUAGAACUCAGUAUAAGUUUCCCAUCUUAGAGGCAGAUGAAAUAAUCCAGGUUUUUGAUGCGCUGGAUUUUGGUGUCAGCGAGGCGAUGCUUGUGAAGCCUACAUUCAGCUUCAUGAACUCGUUGAUAGAACAGGUGCUUGACAAAUUUCUUUAUGUGCCUCCUUAUUCAUUAAGAAAAAAGAUUCAGGAGACCCAGUUCGAAGAUGCUCAGGAGGAAGACAACCUUCAUACUUCGAUGAAUGUAAUGGCUCCCAAACGCAUAGUUUACAAGUUUCUCUGCGACUGUGGAGUGAAUGACUUCAGUAUAAGGGAUGUUUCAAAGCCAGAUCCGACGCGGGUAAGGAUCAUUUUAAGUGCAAUUAUCAAUUUUGCAAGGUUCAGAGAGGAGCGAAUGAAUGAUUGUGAUGGAUUACUGGAUUCGAGUGAAGACGUUAUAGUCAAAUAUCGAGAGGUUCUUGAGAAAAAUGAGAAGCUAGAGAACCAAAUGACUUCACUAAACAAUCAGAUUGCUGCUGAAGGGUAUACCAUGGAUGAAGUGGAUGAAAGGAAUAACUUGUUAGAGAAUCAAUUGAAAGAGUUACGUUCCAAUCAACAGAAGCUUGCCUCUGAACAUACCAAAUACAAGUCCGAGAAGACAGGUUUAAUUAAAGAGUUGGAGAACCAGAGUGCGUUAUACAUAGCGUCAGAGAAAGAUCUUGAACAGGUAAGACCAUAUAUUAAAGAGUCUCCUGAAAGUGUGAGGGAAUUGAUAACCAGAAUGCAAGAGUCUUUGGCAGAGGAGCAAGAGAAAUUGAAGAAUUUGGAGACCCGAUCGAGGAAAAUUUCGAUCUCGUUUGAUUCGUUUCAACUAUUGAUUCAGGAAUUUAAAUUGUUAAACCGAACACUGGAAGAUGUUCAGGUAGAGACCAGUAAGCAAGAUAGUUCCAGCAAAGCGCUGAACGAAUUGAAAAAUGAGACCGAAGAGAGAGAAAGCGUGAUAAAGGAUUAUACUAGAAGAGUUGCACAAAUAGAAAGGCAAGUGCAGCAUAAUGAGGAGAGAAUUGAAAAGCUUUCCAAGUUUUAUUCUGAUAAGUUGGGACAGCUGCAAGAGAAGAUGGAACAGAAAAGUACGGAACUUGCGUCAUUGAAGACCAAAAAGGCCGAGCAGGAUGCAGAUGCGACUUCUAAAAAGUCCCAAAUUGAGCUUUGGCAAAUGCAGAUGUCUAAUUUGAAGAGGAGCUUUGAAACUGAGUGCAGAGAGGCUAGUUUUGAGUUGGAAAAGCUUAAUUCACACAUUCAACUCUACGAAGUUGAGAUGAGUAAGAAGCUAAAGGAGCAGAAGAACGAGUUGGGACUGGUGAAUCGAAAAACUAGCCACUAG